AUGGAUGGCGUUGGAGGACUCGAGGGUUGGAGGUGGAUCUUUCUGCUUGAAGGUCUUGCCACGGUUGCCAUCGGCGCUGCCUGCUUCUUCCUGCUUGUUGACACCCCGGGGCUUUCGAAGCGGUGGCUCGAGCCCGAAGAGAUCCGAUACCUGGAGCUGUCGAUUUUUAUCAAGCAGGGAGGCGGAUCACGCGAGGAGAGUGGCGCCGGCGGCCGCGUCAACUGGAGAGAUGUCAAAAUGAACCUCACCAACUGGAGGAUCUACGUGCAGGCCUACUUCCUGCUGUGCCAGUCAGCUCUGUCCUAUGGCAUCAAGUUCACGCUUCCAACCAUCACCAAGGCCAUGGGAUUUGCCAAUACUGAAGCCCAGCUCCUCUCGGCACCCCCUUACCCCCUCGGGAUCGUCGCAAUUGGAUAUUCCAUCAUUCUAUCGCUGAACGGGGAACUCGAGGCCAAGAAGGGAGUGGCUUAUUUCUCGGUUGUCCUCGCUGUCGUCGGCAUCUACCCAAUCCAGGCGGCCGCCGCUUCAUGGAACGCCAACAACAUCGCUCCCGCCUCGCGAAGAGCCAUUGGAAUCGCACUUAUGAACUGUGUCGGCAACAUUGGUGGCAUUGUGGGCAGUUUUAUGUAUCUGGAAAGCGAGAAGCCCAAAUACCACACUGGGUUCGGUCUCAGCUUGGCUUUUGGUGGAAGUGGGCUGAUUGUUGCCCUCUUACUUGAGUGGAGCUAUAAGGCGGCAAACGCUCGUAAGGCCAGGAUCGCUGACGAGGCGAAGGCCAAGUAUACUGAGGAGGAGUUGUUCAAUAUGGGAGACAGGUCCCCCUUGUUCAAGUAUGUGCUUUAA
Colletotrichum spaethianum is the source of this 843-nucleotide messenger RNA. Its product is annotated as putative transporter. Gene Ontology annotation, molecular function: transmembrane transporter activity. Bases 1 to 843 code for a protein of 280 amino acids. The transcript has 2 exons. The record is from RefSeq and is a predicted model, not a curated record. Lineage: Eukaryota; Fungi; Ascomycota; Sordariomycetes; Glomerellales; Glomerellaceae. Gene Ontology annotation, cellular component: membrane.